Messenger RNA from Limulus polyphemus (Atlantic horseshoe crab), 3117 nucleotides. Its product is annotated as synaptic vesicle membrane protein VAT-1 homolog. NCBI's taxonomy places the organism in Eukaryota, Metazoa, Arthropoda, Merostomata, Xiphosura, Limulidae. The record is from RefSeq and is a predicted model, not a curated record. The coding region runs from base 69 to 500 and encodes 143 amino acids. The transcript is spliced from 3 exons.
GUGUGGAUAUCAUUGUUGACUGUCUCUCUGGCUCAGACUUCAUUCGUUCUCAGAAGAUAUUGAAACAUAUGGGUCGUUUGAUUCAUGUUGGUAUCAGUAAUAUGAUUGGAGGAGAGAAACGUAGUUUACUGCGAGCAUUGAAAGUCUGGUGGCAAAUGAAAAAUAUAAGUCUGUUGAACUUGGUCAAGAACAAUCAUGCCGUGUGUGGAUUUAAUUUGGGAACCCUUGCCGAGACUGAUCCUACCCGGGUCAAGGAGAUAAUGGGUCAUCUUUUGAGCCUUUACGAAGAAGGCAAGGUUAAACCAAGAAUUGAUUCCGUAUGGACCUUUGAUGAGGUGGUCAAUGCUACGAAGAAGAUGGUACACAGAGAAAACGUAGGAAAGUUGAUUUUGGUGCCUACUAAAGAGAGGACGGAACCGGAGACCUCGGACAAAACGGAUGGAGACCCCGCUUCUCAACUGGAAGAUUUAGAUAGUAAAGAUCUGAAGGCAGAAGAUUAGAGGUGAACAGAGUUCAUCGGAUAAUCUUGUAUUUUAUUUUACCUGUGGAUCUGAAUUUUCUAUGUUGUUAAUCUGGUGAUAUUUUGGUUGGCAUUUAUAGCAAUUACUUAAUGUGUUCAUGUUUAUUUUACAUGCCGUGUGAGAAGUAAAAGUAAUUUUUUAUCUAGUUGCAGUAAAUGGGUAAAUUAAGGAGAAUUUUUUUUUUCUACCUAUUGUUGUAAAAUAUGUAAUUUGCAGGUCAAAGGUCAUUUAUUAUGUGCCGUAAGCUCGUAAUGUUUCCAUUUCUAUAAAAAAGGUUAAGUUAGCCUAUGGUCAUUUUUAAAUACAAAUCUUAAAGGAAUAGAUAGCUUUUUUUUUAUCAGGAAUAAUUUUGAAACAUUCCUUAAUGUAGACUAUUAAGACAACUGGAGUAACCUUUUUUUACAAGAUGUAGUCAAUUAAACAUUUUGACACUAUCUCACAAUGUUCUAUCAUGAGUUAAGUUUAACAGUUUUACAGAUUAAAAAAAAAGAAAUUUGACAUGCAUAUCUAAACACAUGUAAAUGUACAUAUUACUUCAGCAAAGCCAAAAUACUGGCUUAAUAUAUCAACAAGCGUAGACAAAAAAAACUUUUUUAGUCAAAUUACUCAUAAUUGAAAUGUUUCUGAAGUAUUUUGUUAUUAUGGAUGUUAUAUACAUACAUCAAAAGUUUUGUAAAAUAUGAAGACGUUGUGUAUUUUCCACAAGUUUUUACGUCUCGUAUAUAAAAUAAUAUUAACAUUAGUAGGGGGUUACUUAUGGUUAACAGUAGAGAAGGUCGUUAAUUAAGGUGACCAGUUGGCUGACAGAAAACAAUGAGGGAAAAUGUGCACACCUUUCAGGGUGUCUAUGUCCGUUUAUCAUAUUUUUCGCAGCUUGCCAUUUCUUGUGUAGCUUUUAGAAAUUACUGGUAAGCGGGUUGUUGAGAUAAGUAUAGUAUUAACCAUUACAUAUCCAUUUCUGUGUAGAAUUAUACACUUAUAAAUACUUCCAUGAUGCUCACAAAACACAGAAUUAAAAGUAGAUAAAUCGCAAUUAGAGAAACUGUAAAAAACAGCUUUUGGAAAAGAAAUCUUCCUCAUUUUCCUCCAAAAAAAAAUGUCUUCUGAAACUGAUUGAAUUAUAACAGUAUCUUGAAAAUUAACUUUGGUAAGAGACAACUUUGAAUGCUGUAGUUUACUGAGGCUACUUAGGUUUAGCGGUAAUCCAGGAUUACAAAUUAGAUGAAUAGAUCCUAUUUAAAAAAAAUCAAAAAUUUUCAAGUAUGAAGAAAUAUAUUUUUUCUAGGUUUUUUUGAAUGAAUAUUUUUAUGUUGUUUUACUUGCAAGAAAUAUGAAGCUUUUUCUAGCAUUUGAUAUUUUUAAGAUUGUUUGAUACUCAGAGUACCCAAUUGUUGUAAUGAUAUUUUGUAUCUACAUAUUUUAUAACUUUGUGGUUUACUUGUAUAUUGUUGUUGUUGUUUUUUGGUCACAUUGUAUCUAGUUUAAAAUGUCUAGCAUUUUAACAUUUUUAACACGUAUUAAGAUGUUGAGAGUUAAUUAAAAAUUUCAAGUAAUUAUGAAUAUUGUUAAACAUUUUUCGAAAAGUGCCAGGAGUUGUGUGUGAACGUGCUGUGUAUCCACCAAAUACCAAAAGUAGUUUACAUCAGUACUCGAGGUGGGGUUGUAGCAUCCCAUCACAAAAUGUGUAUGAAUCUUUGUUUUUCUUAUGGCCACUUUAUAAGGACUUUUUUCCACCCCCAUUCCUGAAUACUCAGAAUGGACAUUUUGAAUUUUUUGUCCACUUUUUGUGUAGAAAAAAUAUCUGUUUUCAGUUAAGUUUUCUUCUCAUAUAUGUUGUUGACUUGUUAUAAAAAUGAAUUUGUCCAUCGUCCCAGAGAAUUCAUUCCGAAGGUCAGCUGCUAUCCCUAAUGUUUCGCACAGGGCUGCUGAAAAGUGAUUUGAAUCUUGGGAGUAGAUAAAAGAUGUGGGCUUCAGCCUUUACCUUUUAUGUCCCGUUUUAUUGGGGCCAUUUUUUUUGCAAGCCUCUUGGGUUUCCUAGGAGCUGGGGUAAUUGUUUCAGUAACUCCCCUGACCUCUUCCAUCUUGGCAGUUAUUCUACACUUACUGUUUACCUUAGAUCACCUCUAACCCAAUAGCAUUGCAUCAACAUUUGGCAACGCUUGUCAGCCACUAGUGAACAGCUUACAGUGCUAUUAUGUUCUUUAAUAAAAUAGAAAUAUUUACAGCUUGAUAACAGUUAACAACUUUUAAAACAGUUAAUAAAGUUUCUUUUAAAGUAGCCCACAAUAUUACCACCUUUUUUUUUUUGUUUUCACUUGGAGCACUGUUUUAUACUGAACCCCAUCUGUAGAAUCAGUGCUGCCAACAGUAGAAACUGUGUAGUGUGCAGUUUGAGUAUAUUUUUGUAGUAUUUUACAAUGUGUUUCAGUAUUUUAGAACAAAUGGGUGGAUUAAGAGUGGUAGUACUGUAUCUUGAAUCUAUUCUCAUUUUCCAUUGAAUUGUUUAUUUUUCUUUUAUAAGCUUAUUGUUUGUGAGAUUAUAUACGAUGAUUGCUAUUUUUUUUAUUUGUGAUAAUAAAGACAGUUCAAAUAACAA